GCAGGACCCAUGGCGGCGACGACAGCGGACGCAAGCAAGGUCGUGGGCGGCGGCGAGAAGGGCAACGUGGACGAGGAGAGCAAGAUGAUCACGCUGUUCAGCUCGGACGGCGAGCGCUUCGAGGUGACCCAGGAGGCGGCGGCCAUGUCGCAGACCAUCCACCACAUGAUGGAGGACGGCUGCGUGGACGACGAGGGCGUCCAUCUCCCCAACGUGGGAUCCGAGAUCCUCGCCAUGGUCAUCGAGUACUGCAACAGGCACGUGGCCAGCCCCGACGAGAAGGAGGACAUCAGGAGCUUCGACGCCGGCUUCGUGAAGGUGGAGCAUCACACGCUGUUCGACAUCAUCCGCGCCGCCAACUACCUGGACGUCAAGGAGCUCAUGGACCUUUGCUGCCAGACGGUGGCCGACUCGAUCAAGAGCAAGUCGGUCGAGGAGAUUCGCGAGCUGUUCGGCAUCGUGAACGACUUCACGCCCGAGGAGGAGGCGGAGAUCCGCAAGGAGAACCAGUGGGCGUUCGAGUAG
This is a messenger RNA of Lolium rigidum, 525 nucleotides long. RefSeq names its product SKP1-like protein 1. Gene Ontology annotation, cellular component: cytoplasm; nucleus. Lineage: Eukaryota; Viridiplantae; Streptophyta; Magnoliopsida; Poales; Poaceae. The record is from RefSeq and is a predicted model, not a curated record. The transcript has a single exon. Gene Ontology annotation, biological process: SCF-dependent proteasomal ubiquitin-dependent protein catabolic process. Gene Ontology annotation, molecular function: cullin family protein binding. Bases 10 to 525 code for a protein of 171 amino acids.